Molecule: messenger RNA, 219 nt
Organism: Phytophthora sojae
Lineage: Eukaryota; Oomycota; Peronosporomycetes; Peronosporales; Peronosporaceae
Exons: 2
Coding region: 1-219 (72 amino acids)
Source: RefSeq, a predicted model, not a curated record
AUGGACGGCACACCCUCCGGUGCCUUGCUGUCCACAACCGUGCUGCUGCAGGACUCGCUGGACUCGCCAACCGUGGCCUCCCUGAGCGAGCUACUGGCCACCAAGACGCUGGUGGCUGCAGGAGACAAAUGGCGUGGUGAAGUCCAUGAUGGUGGCGACUGCCAGCGUCUUCUCCAGCGGCGCGUCCGGAGCGGCGUGCGCCAGCACGUGGGCUCUUGA